ACAAGUUAACGUUUCGUCUUAUUGGUCCGUAAAUUCUCACCCAUUGGCCGACUGAACAAAAUAAAGAAAGAAGUUCUCAGGGCGGGACAAAAGGUAAGGUGAGGGUGGGGGAGAAGAGAUGAGCUAAAAGUUACGGAUUUCCCUUUUCAACCAGGUAUAAGUCCACAGGUAGCCAGAGCAUCAAGGUCAUAACGAUACACCUAUCGCUUCUGAUUUGAGUCGGUUUGGAAUUUCUUCCCAUCUUUUGUGAGAUGCGCCGUUAUUUCUAAGCCAUCCCUUCGUGUUUCGCCGACACCACGUGCUAUUUCUGGUCUUUGAAACAUUCUCAUCUUGAUCGCCUAUAUGUGUUCCAGUUUUAUGACGGUUUUUUCGUUUCAUGUGAUGCCUGCUCAACAUUUUUGAAGAACAGACAUUAUUUAUAUAAAAUAUUCGAAACAUUUAUUUUUCUAUCGUGAGGUUUAUCAAUAAUAUCUGUUCAAAGAUUGAUCUAGUUUGAACUGAAAUAACUUUUUUCGAAAAUAUAUUAUGAGGACAUUUUGAGUCACCUUCAAUAUAAAAAAAAAUUGCAUUCAAGUAUCAUUGCUCAGAAAAAAAAUGAGCUCCUUUCUGAGUUUCCUAAACAAACCAGACUUAUACUCGUUGGACAAUUACGGGCCACUAGAUAACUCAUCGAUGAAACCAUUUAGAGAUUUGGACAAUUUCAGUUUCUUCGAGGAACCAUGCAUCAAUACCUUCAAAGAUCUCCCGACAAUUGAGAGUUCUUCUGGAGAUGAAAUUACUCUUACAGACUUAUCUUGUAACAAUUACAACAAAAGUGACAAGAUUAUUGAUUCUGAUUCUAGAUUAGAAUCUCCUCCAACAUACAUGGAAGAUUCAGAUUCUUCCACAUCCUACAGAACAAACAAUAGUGUAGAGAGUGUUGAGAAAAAGGUCAAGUCCACCCCUCCAAAGAGAUCCAGGUCAAAGAAAACGGGAGACAAUAAGAAAGAACGACCUAAAAAUGUUCCGAGAUCUGCCCCACCACCGGUUGUUCUAAAGAAAAGGAGAAUAGCUGCGAAUGCGAGGGAAAGACGGAGGAUGCAGAGUUUGAAUCUUGCCUUUGACCGGUUGCGAGAUGUCGUUCCGUCCAUUGGGGAAGAUAGGAAGUUAUCCAAAUAUGAAACUUUGCAAAUGGCCCAAACUUAUAUCACAGCUUUGUGUGAAUUGCUACAAAGAAACUAGAUACACAAAGAAUGUGUAUGAAAAUGUCUGUGAUAUUUCAUAAUGAUCUGAAUGAACUAAGUGAGAGAAAAAUUAUUAUUCUAUAAAUAGACUUGUGAAAUUCUGAGACUGAGAACUUUGAAGGUGAGCUAAAUCCUUAGAACUUGAAUUAUUUAAGCGUUUCAUCAAUGUGUUUAAUAUCUCCUUUUUUUAAAAGUUUUUCUUUACACUG
Molecule: messenger RNA, 1432 nt
Organism: Parasteatoda tepidariorum (common house spider)
Lineage: Eukaryota; Metazoa; Arthropoda; Arachnida; Araneae; Theridiidae
Biological process (GO): positive regulation of transcription by RNA polymerase II; axon development; sensory organ development
Cellular component (GO): nucleus
Molecular function (GO): protein dimerization activity; DNA-binding transcription factor activity, RNA polymerase II-specific; E-box binding
Source: RefSeq, a predicted model, not a curated record